This is a messenger RNA of Ictalurus furcatus (blue catfish), 2241 nucleotides long. It is a transcript of the gene smarce1, whose product is annotated as SWI/SNF related, matrix associated, actin dependent regulator of chromatin, subfamily e, member 1. The transcript is spliced from 11 exons. The coding region runs from base 167 to 1480 and encodes 437 amino acids. The record is from RefSeq and is a predicted model, not a curated record. Gene Ontology annotation, biological process: negative regulation of DNA-templated transcription. NCBI's taxonomy places the organism in Eukaryota, Metazoa, Chordata, Actinopteri, Siluriformes, Ictaluridae. Gene Ontology annotation, cellular component: SWI/SNF complex. Gene Ontology annotation, molecular function: nucleosomal DNA binding; nuclear receptor binding.
ACGAGGAUGUACACUAGAGGGCAGCAGUGAGAGUGUAAUGUAACGAGGAUGUACACUAGAGGGCAGUGUUGAGCGCCGUACUGAAGACACGGAGCUCUGAGGGGAACAAAGGAGUGUGGACCCGAAUAAUGGAAUUAGCCUGAUAUCGCCAAAUCCUGCCGACAAGAUGUCAAAGCGGCCGUCUUAUGCCCCGCCCCCUGCUCCGGCCCCCACUACACAAAUGCCCACCACCCCUGGGUUUGUGGGGUACAACCCAUACAGCCAUCUGGCCUACAACAACUACAGGCUGGGAGGAAACCCCGGCGGAAACAACAGGGUAAUGAAUUCCUCGGGGAUUACGGUUCCCAAGCCACCCAAACCCCCCGAUAAGCCUCUGAUGCCCUACAUGCGGUACAGCCGGAAGGUAAGCAGGAAGGUUUGGGACCAGGUGAAAGCCUCCAACCCCGAUUUGAAGCUAUGGGAGAUUGGGAAGAUCAUCGGGGGCAUGUGGAGGGACCUCACUGACGAGGAAAAGCAGGAUUACUUGAACGAGUAUGAAGCUGAGAAGAUCGAAUAUAACGACUCCCUGAAGGCCUACCACAACUCCCCGGCGUACCUAGCAUACGUGAAUGCUAAGAACCGCGCCGAAGCGGCUCUGGAGGAGGAGAGCAGGCAGAGACAGUCUCGUCUGGAUAAAGGAGAGCCUUACAUGAGCAUCCAGCCAGCUGAAGAUCCCGAUGUUCAUGUGUCCGUGUGUGUGUGGCUAGAUUAUGACGACGGGUUCUCUAUGAAGCACACAGCAGCAGCUCGAUUCCAUAGGAACCACCGGCUGAUCAGUGAUAUCCUGAGCGAGGUGGUUGUGCCUGACGUCCGCUCAGUGGUCACUACGGCGCGCAUGCAAGUGCUCAAACGCCAGGUCCAGUCCCUCAUGGUGCACCAGAGGAAACUGGAGGCAGAGCUGCUGCAGAUUGAAGACAGGCAUCAGGAGAAGAAGAGGCGGUUCCUCGAGUCCACCGAUUCCUUCAACAACGAGCUCAAACGGUUGUGCAGUCUGAAAGUGGAGGUGGACAUGGAGAAGCUGGCAGCGGAGAUGGCAGCGGCAGAAGAAGCCGCGAGACGGAGGGCGGAGGAGAGGGAAAGGGAGAGGGAGAAGGAGAGAGAGCGGGAGAAAGAGCGAGAGGCGGAGGCGGAGAAGACCGAGAGAGCACCGGAGGAGGAUCAGCAGGGAGCAAGUGGACCAAACAGCAGCGAGCAGAACACCAGCAGUGACAGCAAGGAACAGGACAAACCAAGUCCAAUGGAGACAGACGAGGCUCAUGCUGAUGUGUCUGAGGGCCAGCAGGAGUGUGAGGAGCGCCCAGUGGAGAAGCCAGAGCAAGCAGAGAGUGGGUUGGAGGAGGGGGCGAGCGACAGUAAUCCUCCACUAGAGAGAGAAAACAGCACAGAGUCUGCACCGUCUGACACCGCGCCGGAAGAGAGAGCCCCUGCCGCCCCACAGUAACUGAGCAAACUCCACACUCCUGUGUGCGUACAUCCUCUGAACCUUGACAUACUGAGAUAUCAAAGGCUUUUAGAGGACACAGCCACUUUUUUUUUUUUGUUCGUUUGUUUUUUUUUUCUAUUUUACCCCUUCAUCCUACACCCCAGUGAUACACCCCACCCAACUGUAACACAUUCAGUGAUUUAUUUUGUGUGGGGGGGGGGGCUAAUUAAAAGCGCCUGUCUAAGUUUUGCUAUAAUAAAACAGCUGGUAUGUAGACCACCUUCUUCACACAUUUCUGCAUUAGGCCUACAGAACUUUAAUUAUGUAUGACCUUUAGCAUUCCAAGUUAAAAGGUAAUAUAUAAUUCAAGAGGAAUGUGUGAACCAAACUAACAGUACCUUGGUUUUAUUAUUAGAACUUCAUUAAGGAAAAGUAAAUCUCCUUUUUUUUUUUUUUUUUUAAACCGUGCCAGGCUUUGUGAAGUCAAUAAUUUUUUUUUAUUUUGUGCUUAUGUUCACGUCCCUUAAAAUUCAGAAUUUUUCCUCUCAAUUUGAAACCUUAAUUAGCUGUAGACUGUGUUUAGGUAGUGUUUUGUUCCUCAUUUUAUUUUCCUAAUAUUCUUUCACUGAGCUGGUUACAUAUCUUGGCAGGAUAUUGCCAUAAAGCGCAGGUGAAAGUCAUCAAUCUCACUAGGUUGUUAGCAUACACAUUCUCGUUAAAUGCAGCCGUUUUGUACUGUUACUAUGUAUUACCCAAUAAAGUGAUUUAUAAUGUCUUAA